AUGGAUGAAAUUACUCAACCGACCGCGACACCUCAAACAACGAGUAUUUUGUCAUACGAUUUUUCAAACUCUUCAUUUUCUCCUAUGUCUCCUAUCACGCUUCAUCAAAUGGAAACGCCUACAAACAUCGAAGACAGGAGUAAUUCCACAAGCGAAUCUAAUAGUUAUCCAGUUGUUAGUUACCCUCAGUUGGUAUCUAUGGCUAUAGAAGAAGAGAGAGAAUGA
Macrosiphum euphorbiae (potato aphid) is the source of this 225-nucleotide messenger RNA. The record is from the annotation of a GenBank genome assembly. Lineage: Eukaryota; Metazoa; Arthropoda; Insecta; Hemiptera; Aphididae.